GGUAUUCGAGGCACGUUUACAAGAGAAAUCGCCAAUCUGGUCGAGUCAUCGCUUGAUAUUUAGUACAGGUGCCAUGUAGCAGUGUCCAUUGCAAACGAUCUACAAAAUUAGAUAUUACAUCAGAAAGAACUUAUCUGAAAAUUUCAACUUUUACUGACGAAAGCAUAUCUUGAAUUUGCUCCGAAGUCCAUCGCGUGCGAUAUUCUAAAGCAGGGCAAACAACUCUGCCAUGAAUUCAACACCAUCAAGUACUGCCAGCGAGCAGCUAGAAGGCACGGGGCAAGUCCGCGGUGGUGAACUUCUGGCGUUCAUCAUUUUUGACUUGCUGUUUGGUACAGUGAUCACCGCAGCAAACGGCUUUCUCUUCGUCGCGAUCUACCGUGAUCCUUGUCGAUGUUUGCGAACGCCAUCUGUAUUCCUCAUCGCAAACCUUUCCGUCGCGGAUUUUUUUAUGGGAAUUGUCAGCUACCUUAGAGCCGCGGAACUAACUUAUCUUUACUGUGGCUUGGGGGAUCUUCUCAUUCUAAACAUGAUAGAAUAUUUCCUCGGAGCUGUGUCCAUUCUCGUCGCCGUCUCAACGCUCAUGGCCAUGUCAUAUGAUCGCUAUAUUGCGGUUAUCAAGCCGUUUCAAUACCCACAAAAGAUUAACAACUCAAGAGCCAAGGUUGCUAUCGCCAUCAUUUGGAUAAACGCUUUGAUUAUGUGCGUCCUUCCAAUUGCGGAUGUGAAAAGGGAAAAUUUUUUGUUGGCCUACAGUUAUUCUCAUUUCGUGAUUCCAUCAUUUAUUUUAACAGCAGUUUAUGUGAAAAUAUAUAAAAUGGUCGCUCGUCAAAGGCAAGAACUUAAAGAUGUCCGAGCGAGUCUGACAGCAGCAAACAGAAGGAAACAAUUAGAGAGAGAAAACAGGAUGGCCAUCACGUUCGUGUUGAUCCUUUGUAUAUUUUAUUGUUCAUUUUUACCUUACUUUAUUCACGUACAAAUUCUAUAUUUUUGUUCUUGCCGAAGCUCUUAUGCAUAUAAUGCGUAUUAUCUUGUUGCGAACGAAUUUCUUUCCGUCAGUUGCAUUGUAGACCCUUUUAUGUAUGCACUGAGGCUGCCAAGAUUCAAACGCUCUCUUCGUUUGUGGUGGAGAAACAGAGAUGCUGUGGUCCCGUGGAACGGGACUAGUGUUGAUCAAAACGUAGCCAUUACCCAAUAAGAGAAAACUGCAAAAUGGAACUUGGCAUGCGACGGUGGAUGAAUACGCGAUACUUUCUUCAAGUACUGAUGAAGACCGCAAGACACGCUCUUAUUUAUUCCCCAUAGGCCGCAUAAUUUAUGCAUUUCUGAGAGGCAGUUGCCUUUUGGAAUAUGAACAACAUACACUUGAAAAAACAUUCCUACAUGUUGACAUGGCUACAUUGACAACAAAAUCAGUAACUGUCUGGCGGUGUGCGUUUAUUUUCCAAUCCUCUUCAGUAGAGGAUGCUUUCAAUUUCGAAUCUCCCCCAAGGCCUAAUGAAUAUUUUAAGUUUCAUCUCUAAAUAGCUAAAAUAUUAUUAAAUUCCUGUGUUCCCAUUUCAGUUCUCUUCUUGUAUAUUUUUGCUUGACAGAAAAAAAAAAGAUGUUGUGCAUUCCCAAAUGUAACAAAGUUUUCACAAGGAAUAACUAGAUUGCACAAGAGCCAGUUUUAAAACCCAUUCAUUUGGAUUCCCCAGUUGUUAGCGGUGGAAUUCCCCUUACGUUACCUAGGACUUAUUGGUAUUAAAAGGACGACAAUUUUACUUUUUAUUAAAAAUUGCAAGUCGCUCUCUUUCUUGCAAGGAUAUCCGGUGGGUUCUCGGUAUAAUUAUAUUCCUGAUGAUGCAGGUGAAGUGAGCUGAAACACCAAUUUGGAUAAGCUUCCUACCAAACCCAAGAAAAGUCUCUUUAUUCAGUCUGCUUUCUUGGGUGUCGAUGGAUUCUCUCUCGGGAGACGAAUUGAAAUGUAGGGAAAAAUGAUUCUGAGCAACUGAAAGUUAAGAGGAUUGUUGUUAAAGGCCGAAUUCCUAGAGUAAGCUGUCGCCUUUGGAUGAUGUGGCAAUGUUUAAGAACAUCAGGAAAAUAACAAAUGAUAAACAAUACCUUUGUUAUUCAAUCUUUGUUUUAGAAGGUUUCUGGUGCCAUAAACUUAUUGACAAUAUUUUUACUCAUUCUGAUUAUGAAAAAGUUACCGAUAGUUGGUUUAUUAACAACCUUCUCAAUAACUCUCUCAAAACUCGUUGAAAGGUUUCCGACAUUCUAAUUUUUUAAUAGUUUUAGCGCGGAGAGCAUUUUUAUUUAAUUAGUU
Orbicella faveolata is the source of this 2308-nucleotide messenger RNA. Its product is annotated as melanocyte-stimulating hormone receptor-like. Gene Ontology annotation, cellular component: membrane. Gene Ontology annotation, biological process: G protein-coupled receptor signaling pathway. Gene Ontology annotation, molecular function: G protein-coupled receptor activity. NCBI's taxonomy places the organism in Eukaryota, Metazoa, Cnidaria, Anthozoa, Scleractinia, Merulinidae. The record is from RefSeq and is a predicted model, not a curated record.